Molecule: messenger RNA, 891 nt
Organism: Oppiella nova
Lineage: Eukaryota; Metazoa; Arthropoda; Arachnida; Sarcoptiformes; Oppiidae
Source: the annotation of a GenBank genome assembly
AUGUCCAAAACAGUGAACACAAGUUUAAUAGAAAGGGCUAAGAAGUUAACCAAUUGCUUAGUACUCGACGACCAAACUCUCAAAAAGAUAAUGAAUUUAUUGGAAAUAGAAUUCCAGAGAGGACUCAAAGAUGAAGAGUCGGCCGCUAUUAAAAUGUUCAUCACUUAUGUCCGCAAUCUUCCCAACAACGAUGAAAAGGGCAGAUAUUUGGCGCUGGAUUUGGGCGGAACUAACUUCCGAGUGAUUCUCAUUGAUUUCAACACAAAUGAGACCAAAAUGGAGAACGAGAUCUUUAAGAUUCCUGAGGAGUUGAUGGUAUCUGAAGGGGAACUAUUGUUUGACUUCAUCGCUGACUGUAUAAUACAAUUUACCAAAAAACGACAUUUGGAUCAAAUGCGUUUAGCCCUCGGAUUCACAUUUAGCUUCCCAUGCGUUCAGUACGGCUUAUGUCAGGCCAAACUGGUCACGUGGACCAAAGGGUUCAACUGUGGACAUGUGGUGGGCCGGGAUGUCGUCAAACUGUUGAAGAAAGCACUGAAAAAGAGAUCGCAGGCCACCAGUGCUUUCGUCGAUAUCGUCGCUCUAAUCAAUGACACGACAGGAACUCUGAUGUCGUGCGCGCACAAGAAUCCCAACUGCGAUAUCGGGCUAAUAGUGGGGACGGGAACUAAUGCCUGUUAUAUCGAGAAAUUGGAAAACAUAGAGAAGUGGCCCUCAAAUUAUAGUGAACCCAAACAGGUCCUCAUUAACACCGAAUGGGGAGCCUUUGGGGACAACAAAGUGAUUGAUUUUAUCAAAACGGAAUGGGAUUCAGAAAUUGACUCGAAAUCAAUGAAUAGAGGAAAGCAAACGUUUGAAAAGAUGGUGUCCGGACUCUAUUUGGGAGAAAUG